UCUUCCACCAGCAAAACUUGCCAAGAUGUUCCAGAAUAAUUCGCCAACAUGCUGGAAAUAUAAAAAAGUACAUGGUACAUAUUAUCAUUUAUGAUGGAUAUGCCCAGUUGUGUGUCUAUGCGUGUUAUGUUUUGCUUUGUCUUGUUGGUUAAAAAUAAAAUUUAAAAAUUUAAAAAAAAUUGAGAACAAAUAUAGAAUCUAUACAGGAACCAACAACGGUCAAGACACUACACACUAGCAAUUUCAAAUGCCUUUGAAAAAAAUUAAAAUAUUCAAAUUGUGCAUCACACCUUCUUUUAAUGUAGCUUAAUAUACAUUGUUACCUCUACAAAUCAAAACAAAAUUAGCACAAAUGAACAAUAAAACUUUGGGAAAGUUGGAUGUAUUGUAAUAGAAUUAAAAAUUUCUUCACAACCGUGGACUGCACCUCUGCAUUGUCUGGGAAACCCUGCUCUAUCAAAUUCUCUCAAAAUUAUUGUUGAAAGUAAAGUCUUCAUCCUGGUUCAUCCAAGCAGGAAAUAAAUAAGCAACAUGGCAACUGCUUUGGGAAGAUGGUUACAGUUUUUUGAAGAAGCAGAAAGAUGGUUCUUGCAAGAAAGACCAGAGGAGAGAAGGGCCUGAGCACAUGGGCAGGUUUUUAUAUCCUCUCUAGCCUUUUGUUUGGAAGCUUCCUGUUCCUGUGGCAUGAUCUUGAAGGUUAUUUCCUGUAUCACUAUUCUGACCUGAGUUUAGGUGUGCCUCUCUGGUAUACUUGAUGGUAAUGGGUUAGUCCUAUUAUGUCCCAAAAGUCAUAUCCUGCUUCUCUGGUGAUGGGGCUAAUGGCUCCUAGAGUUUAGGUGAGGUAUGCAGAUUUUAGGUCUCUUUGUCUUCUUGAGUUUUCUGGCUCCAACUUUCUGAUGAUUACAUUUGCAUUUAUAUAGGGCUGGCUCCUGUUUGGGGCAAAGAGAGAGACUUGGGGGUUGGGUUGGUUUCUGCUUUUAAAAAUCCUUUUGAGGAAAAAUAUAUUUUUCUGUCCUUUUAAUAUUUCCUUCUCUGGGGGGCUCUGACUUCCCACAUUAUCUUAUACCUUGCGGCAAUAAAAUAGUCUUCAUAUUUUGUGAUUUUAGUUUUCUUGGCUUAAGGAAAUCAGUGGAAAAAAUAAUAAUCAGAUUUUUUGGGGGGGAGGGAAAUUCACUUUUACAGAGAACAGAAUGCUUUUCUUUUAAAAACAAAAAACACGUUUUCAAUAGAAUUUGGAUCUCAAGAAAUUUCCCAGCAUUAACCGGCAAAAUUGCUUUCCACUCGAGAACAGUCCUAUGAUCCGCACAAAGAAACCGAAACCCACUCGUUUUCCCUACAAGCGACCUUUUCUGACGUUACAGCAACUCUUGUUCCCGACGUCUUUAAUAGCACCAGCUCGUACUGGGCUUAUCUUGAUGCCAACCACGUGAACGACAGCAGAGGAAAGGGCAACGUUUAAGGGGUUAAAGAAACAUUUUUCCUUUCUAUUCCUAUCCGCAAUGCAUCACGGACUUUAUGCAAAUGAAACGCCGCGCUCCGCCACGCUAUUCCCAAGACGCCUGCGCGGCGAGGCCGGUUUCGCCGCGAUUUCCUCAACUUCGCUAAGUUCGCUGAGGGACUAUUUUUGCUGGAAACAGCAACAACCACGUCGACUCCAUUUGUUUCUUUUUUUGAUCCGAGACUUCGGGUUAAUCUGAGACUGAAAGUCACUGUCUUCACUAGAGCUUGCAAACAAAUACAAAGGUGUUCGCGAGUAUUGUUACAAGACGAUAGGAACCAACUCCACUGAAGGCACUGCAUCCAAGUGAAACACGUCGCCUUACAAUUAUUACUGUAUCUCCAGAGGGAAUCUCUCGUGCCCCGUUAUGGCAAACCAUCAACCGUCUUCCCCGUUUCAAGAUGGCCGCCCCAGCAGCCUCAGUUCCACUGCUGGGAAUCCCGACCUCGGGCUCACUGACACAGCUGCCAAGAGAGAAAGAGAAAUGCUGUCGGCCUAUGGGAGUGGCUUAUACAUCUUCGCCAGGAUUGGCUCUCCGGUUUCUAACGGGGGAAUGAUGAGGGGCGUGCGUUGCUAUAGGCUGCGCUGAGACCGCACCGUUCCCCGCUACCGAGGGUAACAGUUGGACGAAGGAGUGAGGUAGCCGCUUUGUGCGAUUGGCUGCGCGGCUGUCACUCCUCCACCCUCCCCCAUCAGUGCUGGUGGUGCGCUCUCGGUUUCUGGGCCUGAGGCGGGACUGCUGGUCAGGCCGUGCGAGGAGGGGGUCCAUAGUAUCUUCGCUGCAAGAGACGGAGGAGGAGGAGGUGGGAGCUUGCGCGGAGACCCCGCGAGGUAAUGCCGGGACCCAAGAGAGAGCUGGCGCGGCGCUGAGAGAAAGAGGCUAGCGGGGAGAGAGAUGCGCUGGCCUUGCAGGUCCACACCUCCAGUUGCUGCGUCCGACACUGCAGCUGCAGCUUAGAACAUUUGAUCCAAAUGCAUUCAGAGACAUUACUGGGAAGUAAAAGCGAUGGACAGCUGAAAAUAACCAGGUACUUCAUUUUGAAGUGGUCUGGAGGUGAGACAGAGGAUGGAAGAAGGCUUGAAUUGGAAACAUGACCAAACAACAAAAAGGAUAAAGAGACAAGGAAUAGCAAGUAACAUAAUCCAUGGGUAAAGUUGGGAAAAUGUGGAACAGCUUCAAGUACAGAUGCCAAAGUCUCUUUAAUCCUGAAGGUGGAAAUAGAAAUGAAAAUGUAGACAUAAAUUCCAAUAGUGCAUCUGUUAGAGAUAAAAGUGUUUGCGUGCCUGGUCCAACUCAGCAGCAACCUAGCAGUCCUUUGCAACUUAAUCUAAAUAUUUCAAAAGGCUUUUCGAGGAAGAAUCAAAACUGUGCCACAGAAAUCCCUCAGAUUGUUGAAAUAAGCAUUGAGAAAGAGAUUGACUUAAAUGUUGCCUCGGGAGCUAAAUUUGCACGAAGGGAUUCUUACUCAAGGCAUGCUCCAUGGGGUGGGAAAAAGAAACAUUCCUGCUCUACAAAAACCCAGAGCUCUUUGGAAAGUGAUAAAAGAUUUGGCUGUUCUCACUUGCAAAGGAGGGAAAGAAGAUACGGUGUGAGCUCAGUUAACGAUACCGAUAGCAUCUCUAGCAGAACCAUAGGAAAUCGUUCUCUGAGGCAAAGAUUGCAGGAAACUGUAGGCUUAUGUUUCCCUAUGAGAACAUACUGUAAACAAUCUAAGCCUCUUUUUUCCAACAAAAGGAAGAUCCAUCUUUCUGAACUAAUGUUAGAAAAAUGUCCUUUUCCUGCUGGGUCAGAUCUGGCCCAAAAGUGGCAUUUAAUUAAGCAGCACACAGCUCCAGUGAGCCCACAUUCUGCCAUUUUUGAUGCAUUUGACUCCUCCUUGGCUUCUACAGAAGAUGAGGAAGACAGGCUGAGAGAGAGACGAAGGCUCAGUAUAGAAGAAGGGGUGGAUCCUCCUCCCAACGCUCAGAUACAUACUUUUGAAGCUACUGCACAGGUUAAUCCAUUAUAUAAAUUAGGGCCAAAGCUGCCCCCUGGCAUGUCUGAACUGAUGGGAGACUGCAAUUCAACAACGCAAGGAAGUUGUGAUUUGGAGGAAGACACAACUACUCUCUGCUUGCAGUCACGUAGACAAAAGCAGCGCCAAAUAUCUGGUGAGAGCCAUAGCCACAUCAGCAGACAAGGAGCUUGGAAAGUACAUACUCAGAUUGAUUAUAUUCACUGCCUAGUGCCAGACUUACUUCAGAUUACCAGUAAUCCAUGCUACUGGGGUGUGAUGGACCGUUAUGAAGCAGAAGCACUUCUAGAAGGAAAACCUGAAGGCACUUUUUUGCUCAGGGACUCUGCUCAAGAAGACUACCUCUUCUCAGUGAGUUUCCGCCGUUAUAACCGGUCUUUACAUGCACGCAUCGAGCAAUGGAAUCACAACUUCAGUUUUGAUGCUCAUGAUCCCUGUGUGUUUCACUCCUCUACUGUAACAGGGCUUCUGGAACACUACAAAGAUCCUAUUUCUUGCAUGUUUUUUGAACCGCUACUUACAGUUUCUCUAAAUAGAACUUUUCCUUUUAGCUUGCAAUAUAUCUGCCGGGCAGUAAUUUGCAGGUACACUUCAUAUGAUGGGAUUGAUUGUCUUCCUUUGCCAACAAUGUUGCAGGACUUUCUGAAGGAAUAUCAUUAUAAGCAAAAGGUUAGAGUACGAUGGUUGGAGCGGGAACCAAUUAAGGCAAAGUGAAUAGAGUUCAGAAUCCCUAGUAAACUCACAUUGUGAUUUUUUGUGUAUUUGUUACAGUAUACCACGGUAAGCACAUCAGUGUUCAGCUUUUAAUGUACUUUGAGCUUAUUGUGUUUAUGAUGCUGCCUCCAGUUAGUUGUGAAUACCUCUUGAAACAUGAACAGAACACAAAGUCACAUUUUUCAUCCAUUAUAAUUUGUCACUUACAAAAUAUGUAUACUUUCUAUUAUAAUAUUAAUAUAAGAAAGCUAUUGGGCAUUAACUUUUAAAUUCUAUUCAGUUUCUAAUUUACAGUAAAGUAGCUUGCUAGCUUUUUUCUUCUUGAUUAAUAUGAGCACUUAGAUACCAAAAAUUGAUUCAGUAUAACUGCAUUCUCAACAAAAAAGUACUACUUUUCACAGUUCACUAUCUUCUAUGCCACUUUUUAUAUCAAAACUGUUUUAAGAGGAAAAAUCAUAAGUAACAGGGGAAAUCAUAUAACAUGUCACUUCUGUAUUUUUAAAUCACGUGCAUUAAGAAGUUCUAUACCAAUAGUUGGUUCCAGGAUUGCCUCCAAAUUAAAAUAUUUUAAUAGAUUAAUCAUGUGGGAAUAAUUAGAUAAUUAAAUUUGCCAAAAAAGAAUAUAAAUCAAAAAUAAUUCUAAAACAGGAAAAAAAUAGUUUCAGGUAUAUUGACAGUAGAUGAAACUUAUAGUGUGGUAUAGAGGUCCCCAGUUCUUAGGUUGCAGAUCGGCAUCGGUCUGUGGUCUGUCAGGAACCAUGCUGUGCAAGCAAGUGAAGCUCCAUCCACGCACGUGCAGGAUCCAGGCAGCGCAUGAAACCAUGCCCUGCCAGUCUGUGGAAAAACCGCCCUCCCUGGUGCCCAAAAGCUUGGGGAUCUCUGGUCUAGCAGGUCUGUUGGAUGCAAGGCAAGGUUGCCCUAUCGGUACAGCAAAGAAGAAAUAGCUCUUCAGAAAAGCCAUUUCUUGUUUCAUUAAUCAGAGUCAUCUUCACUUUGCUUUUUUUUAAUUAACAUUUUAGUAUUUUAAAAAAUCCAGUAACUUUGAAUUAAUCACUGCAAUAAAUAUAGUGGUUAAGCUGAACCUUGCCCUAGAAUUAACAGCUGGAUUUUUUAUUAACUCAGAAGUUCUUAGUCUGAUCUGCAAGUUGUGUUCAAGAGCUUGUGGAAACUUAGUGUAACAGUGAAGAGUAUGUGUAGGAUCUUGCAUUUGAUUUAUAUUUUCUGAUCAUGGUGAUCAAGGCCAUUUUAAUCUGGGUUGGAUUAUGAAAUAGGCUAACACGACCUUGUUCCAGGUUUCUGCUUUUCAAAGUAGCAUACUGCUACAGGCUACUGCAUUUAGUAAUUAAAGGGACUCUUAGUCUAACCGUAUGCCCAUUAUUUGUAAAAGCAUUGUUUCUGAGGAUGCUAGUACUAAAGAAAAAGGUUUAUUCAAAUAUGGGUUGUGUGCUUCAAUUGGUAGAAAAUUAAUUGGGAUCUCAUGAACCAUUUAAUUUAUUUCAACUUGUGUAGCUUGUCAAAUAUAAAUUUAAAAACAUACUACUCUGAUUUUUUUACUUCUUCAGAAAAAUAUUUUACAUAUCUGCUACAAACUGCAAUAUUUGCAGUUAUAGUUAUACAAAAAUAAUUAUAGUUUUUGUAUAACUAUAACUGCAGAACAAUUGAUCCAGAACAAUUAAUACUCUAUCCCACUUCUGUUUUCCUCUGAUCCCUAUUUGAUGCAUCAGAACUGUUGUAUUUGUAAAUCGUAUAGCAGCUUUUUUAUAAUUUGCCUAUUGUGUUCCUCCUUAAGUGAAAUACUUUGGAAAAUGUGCUCUUUUGCUUUCUUUCUCCUUUGGGAACAGAACAUAUCUUGUUUUGUUCUAGCUGUGUUUGCACUAAAAUUUGUGUUGGAAUACAGAGACCCUUAGUUUUGCUUAUGUGUCUUGUAUCAGUGGGUAGUUUUCUUAGUUUCUUAACCAGUUGCGACAGUAUAUUCUUCUCCGUAGCAGCAAAUGUGGGUGAGAAACUUCAAAGCUGCAUAUACAAGAAAGUUAUAUUGUAUGUCAACAGUAACCAGUUUAUCCACAUAUGUGUUUUUCUUCUGCUUGGUGUGCCUUGUUACAGCUUUUUGUGUGCGUGUGUGCAAAUAAAGUACAAUAUUUUCAAUUUUAUUCUUGUACAAUUACUCCUACAUUUGCAUAACACUUCUUGGAGCUAUUAAAAUUUUUAGAACCUUGGAAAUGGUCAAAUCUACUUGCAGUUAUAUAUUACUUUCCUACUGAUGUGUUUACACUUUUUAUUUGUUUUUAUCGUUGUAAGCCACCUAGAGUAGUCCCAUGGCGAAAUGGGCGGCAAAUAAAUUUAACAUAUAAAUAUAAAUCAAUUAGACAAGAGCUGCAACACUUGCAAGCCAACUUAUUCCAUAGGAUGGUUGUGGUGAGACAAGAGUGCUAUAUAGAUAACUACCACCGUGAAUUUUUGGAGGAGAGACAGGAUACAGACCAUACAAACUUUUAAAUAAUUUGCAUCUGAUUGUUUGCUGGUCAGGCAACCAGGCCACCAAAUCUCAACCUCAAUGUAAUUAUCUAAAAUUCAAAAGACAACCAUCCUCAAGGUUUAAAUACCUUUCCAGUUGUAAAUCUACUCCAACUUGCUGCAGGCAGGAAUUUUGCAUUUUAUUUUCCCAAACCCAUUGAAAUACUAGUUGCUGCAGAGAUAUAAGAUACCUUUCCUUGAGAUAAGGUCCUUGUUCUAGGGUUGAGCAAUUUUACCCUUCAAAGUGAUCUGUAGCACUAUUAAAAUAGUGGGGGUUGUUUUUUUAUAACGUUUUGUUGUUCAUUUCAUUUAAAAAACAUGCAGUACUGGCCUCACUUUUAGCAACUGGGAAUUGCAUAUUCUUUCAGAAAAUUAAUAUUUAUUUUAUACUGAAUCAGAAAAAGAAAUAUUCAGUUGAGUUGAAACUGGAAUGCUAUAGAAACUCUGAAGUUCUAAACUUUAAAACCAAUAUGUAUUUUUAUUUCUUAUUAUAAAAACAAAAUGGUGCUCCAUUCAAAUCUCAUCUUUUAUUCAGAAUAAUUUCGACUGUGAAUUUUUGGCAAUAAUAUUACUGUGAGAUUCUAGUGAUAUAGUUUGAAAUGUUUUUACUGAUAAACCUUUACUUAUUACGUUUCUGUUUGACCUGUUAAUACAGUGAUUUCACUAAGAA
Crotalus tigris (Tiger rattlesnake) is the source of this 7411-nucleotide messenger RNA. RefSeq names its product suppressor of cytokine signaling 5 (gene SOCS5). Bases 2644 to 4227 code for a protein of 527 amino acids. The record is from RefSeq and is a predicted model, not a curated record. The transcript is spliced from 3 exons. Lineage: Eukaryota; Metazoa; Chordata; Lepidosauria; Squamata; Viperidae. Gene Ontology annotation, molecular function: 1-phosphatidylinositol-3-kinase regulator activity. Gene Ontology annotation, biological process: phosphatidylinositol phosphate biosynthetic process; intracellular signal transduction. Gene Ontology annotation, cellular component: phosphatidylinositol 3-kinase complex.